AUGGCAUCCUUUUGCAGCCGCGCCCUGGCUUCUGUUCUUGCAUUGGCUGGGCCGUCGCUGGCUGACUUGACUUUCCGCUCCUCCGAUAUCGUCGCUCCUAUUCUCAACAUCAAUUCACUUAAUCGAAAUGGCCUUGAUGAGGCGCCGUACAUCUUUCUAGGGACAGUUUACGGCCAGAUGAGGGCGGGUCCCAUGAUCCUCGAUGCCAGAGACUUUAGUCUUGUGUAUGCUGAUCAGCAUUACGACAAUUCUUACUGCUCCAAUGUUCAAAUGUUCAAUGGGAGCAGGCAUCUGGUCUUUUGGGAGGGCGUUCACAACCGAGGCCACGCGAAUGGCUACGGUCUUGUCUACGAUGAAAAUUACAACCUCGUCUUCAACGUCACUGCGCAGGGUCUUGGUGGUUCUCUCGCCGACAUGCACGAAGUCCAACUUACAUCCAGCGGCACCAUCAUCUUUUCUGCCUAUUGGACCAUCCCUUACGACUGCACCAUCAUGGGAGGACAGGCCGACGCUAUGCUCAUGGACAGCGGCUUCCAAGAGACGGAUGACGGCAACUAUCUCAUCUCUAGUCGUCACACUUCAACCAUUGCACUCAUCGACGGUACAAAUGGACACCCUAUCUGGAUUCUUGGAGGUCGUCGCAACCAGUUCAGGGACUUGAGUGGUGGUAGGGCGACCAACUUUGGCUGGCAGCACGAUGCCCGAUUCUACAAGAACCAGAGUCAUAUCACCAUGUUUGACAAUCAUGGAGAGCAUACCGGCUACUGUGAUGGACCCUGCAGAUCUCGCGGUUUGCAUCUGGCCAUCAACACCACCGACAUGACGGUGCGUGUGGUGCACGAGUACUAUCAUCCAUCAGGCAUCGACUCUGGAGCAAUGGGAGGCAUGCAGACACUCGAGAGUGGCAACGUGAUUGUUGGAUGGGGAUAUACUCCAAGCUUUGUCGAAUACGCACCCAACGGCACCGUCGUCAUGAGCGUCCAGCGAGGAAAGCUAGGCGAGGGAUUCCAAGCCGACAUGUUUGCGUACCGCGCCCACAAGGGCAAAUGGACGGGCCGUCCGUCGUGGCUCCCCAGCGCUGCCGUCGACGCCCCUCAUAGGACGACGGAGAAUGCCACGGUUUACCUGUCGUGGAACGGUGCCACGGAUAUUGCCUCGUGGGCCGUGACUCAUUAUCGGUACAUGGGCGCUGCGGCACUCGACAAGAACGGCGCCAUCAUGGGGUCUACGUUUGUGGUUGAUAUGCAGAAUGGUCAGCCUGUGCUCAUGCCGAGCAGCAUCGCGAGCGUGUGGCCCGAACCACUCGGCCCUACGUCGACGAAGUUCUAUCCACGGCAAUCGAAGCCUAGAGACCAUCAGCAGCAGAGUCGCGACCAACAAGAACCAACAGUUCUGCACGUCGACCCGCUGAUUCAUCAAUGA
Messenger RNA from Fusarium vanettenii 77-13-4, 1422 nucleotides. RefSeq lists its product as uncharacterized. The transcript is spliced from 6 exons. The record is from RefSeq and is a predicted model, not a curated record. Lineage: Eukaryota; Fungi; Ascomycota; Sordariomycetes; Hypocreales; Nectriaceae. The coding region runs from base 1 to 1422 and encodes 473 amino acids.